GAAUAUCUUCGGUCGUCUUCCUCCCAAUUCAUCAGUCGGGACUGUUCCGAUUUCGGUAUGGAGCUGUUCGAAAGCCCUACAGUUAAACUGAGCCUCUACGGCAAGGGAACCACCAUUCGGGAAAUCGCACUGGAGAAGGUCAAGUUUACAACUGUACCAGAGCGAGAGGAUCUGGAUGACCCGUUUAUUAUAUAUGACCUGGGUGACGUCGUGUCCAAGGACAACCAGUGGAGAGAGACGCUGCCCCAAAUUGAGACAUUCUUCGCUGUUAAGAGUAACCCGGAUCCAGUUGUACUGCGACUAAUGCUUGGACUAGGUAGAGGCUUUGAUUGCAGCAGUAAGAAAGAAAUACAGACGGUGCUUGAUAUAGGAGCGAGUCCAGAUCGCAUCAUCUUUGCUCAUCCCUUCAAACAGGAAUCGCAUCUACGCUUUGCGAGGGAGAAAGGGGUCAGUCUCAUGACCUUUGACACGGAAGAAGAGCUGUACAUGGUCAAACGCGUGUACCCGGAGGCCAAGUUGGUACUUCGCUUACGCUUUGACGCCUGGAAAAUGCCAAUCAAGUUCGGAUGCCGGGACAGUAAAGUGCGCCCUCUGUUGGGGCUUGCUAAGGAGCUAGGACUGUCCGUUUGUGGUGCGAGUUUUUACAUCGGCAACAUCCAUUCGGUCGACCCGAAAGUUUUCGUCCAAGCUAUUCGACACACCCGGUCUAUUUUCGAGGCCGGAAGAGGAUUGGGAUUAGACAUGGAUCUGCUGGACAUCGGCGGAGGAUUCCCCGGGAGAUUGCACGCAAAAAAACCCUUCGAAAAGUAUGCAGAUGCAGUCCGAGAGGCCCUGGAGGAAAACUUCCCGCCAAGCAUGGGCGUGAAGGUCAUAGCUGAACCGGGAACAUUUUACACGCAAUCAGCUGGGUACCUGGUGGCAAACGUCAUGGCCAAACGGCUCUACAGGCCAGGCAAGGACGAAACAACCAACGGCACUAACGGAACAACCAACGGCACGAACGGCCAUCCUGUGUGGAUGUACUACCUGAAUGUGGGCGUCUUCAAUGCGUUCAGUGGCCGAGAUGUGGACAGCAUUACCACCUUGUUUGAAGUUCCCGAGUUGCUUCGUCUGGAGGGGCCAGUCGGAAAGAAGCACCUCAAACCGUCAUGCCUAUGGGGACCCACGUGCUAUAGCAAGGAUGUCAUAUUUGACAGGUGUAUGAUGCCUGAAAUGGAAAGUGGGGACUUCGUUAUGUUCCAUGAUAUGGGAGCUUACAUUACUUCUUCUGGGUGUGGAUUUAAUGGCUUCGAGGUUCCACCGACGUGCUACAUCGCUCCCAAGGACAUUCGGGUGGUAUUACGUAAAUAA
Patiria miniata (bat star) is the source of this 1350-nucleotide messenger RNA. Its product is annotated as ornithine decarboxylase-like. The record is from RefSeq and is a predicted model, not a curated record. Gene Ontology annotation, molecular function: ornithine decarboxylase activity. Bases 58 to 1350 code for a protein of 430 amino acids. The transcript is spliced from 10 exons. Gene Ontology annotation, cellular component: cytoplasm. NCBI's taxonomy places the organism in Eukaryota, Metazoa, Echinodermata, Asteroidea, Valvatida, Asterinidae.